Molecule: messenger RNA, 870 nt
Organism: Sesamum indicum (sesame)
Lineage: Eukaryota; Viridiplantae; Streptophyta; Magnoliopsida; Lamiales; Pedaliaceae
Product: Ribosomal protein L22p/L17e family protein
Biological process (GO): cytoplasmic translation
Cellular component (GO): ribosome; cytosolic large ribosomal subunit
Molecular function (GO): structural constituent of ribosome
Source: RefSeq, a predicted model, not a curated record
CCAAGUGGGUCAUUAGGGUUUCAUAUUUAUAAAACCCGGCGAAAGCUUUGCUGCGUAGCUCUUCUGCCGAAAAGGAACCCACAGGGCGGAGCGUUUUCUCCAGCAGCAACAGCUACAAUGGUGAAGUACUCGAGGGAGCCCGACAACCCCACCAAAUCCUGCAAGGCCAGGGGAUCCGAUCUCAGAGUUCAUUUCAAGAACACUAGGGAGACAGCACAUGCCAUCAGGAAGCUGCCUCUAGCCAAGGCCAAGAGGUAUUUGGAGGAUGUGCUUGCCCACAAGCAGGCCAUACCUUUCACUCGCUUCUGUGGAGGUGUUGGGAGAACUGCUCAGGCAAAGAACAGACAUUCUAAUGGACAGGGGCGCUGGCCUGUGAAAUCUGCCAAGUUUAUCCUGGAUUUACUCAAGAAUGCUGAAAGCAAUGCUGAGGUGAAAGGUUUGGAUGUUGAUGCUCUCUACAUUUCGCACAUUCAAGUAAACCAGGCCCAGAAGCAAAGGCGCCGAACAUACCGUGCUCAUGGAAGAAUAAACCCGUACAUGUCAUCACCCUGCCACAUUGAGUUGAUUCUAUCUGAAAAGGAAGAACCCGUCAAAAAGGAGCCCGAAUCACAAUUGGCCACAAGCAAACCCAGGAAGGCUUGAGCUCUUGGUGAUUGCCGGAUCAUAUAGUUGUUCGAUGAGUUUUGAAAUUGUCUUAUGUGUUCCAUCUUGAAUCCAUGUUCUGUUAUUUACAUAAUGAUUUUUAUAUUAGAAGAUUAUGGGAUUUAUUUAUGGAUUGGCUGCUUUUGUUAAAUGCUAAAUGGUAGAAUGCUUGUUGGACUUUUAACUGGCCUUAUUGUCGCUAAGCGAAGCUGCAAUUUCUAUCAUAGA